ACUUGUAACCUUCCCGCCUUCAAAACCUUUCGAAUCUCUCGAGGGAACAAAUGAAACCGAAGAUGGACAAACACAUAACCUACAAGAUCAGGGACCUCCCUCACGCUGUUCCUUUACAGAAUUCACGGGCGCAGAGCCCGGGUUGAAAAGUCUGGAACAAUCGAGUUCUGCUUUGACCUCUAGAGUCGUGGCGGCCUGGCAUCUGAGCUGGUAACGUGCACGGCGGGUUAUGUAAGGAAAGGGCUGAAGGAGCCGCCCCAGGGGGAGCCCUGGAGAGGACGCGGUGUUCUCGGCGGCAGUCCCCACCCUCUUCACCCAGCAGGGCAGGAGGCACCCAACUCGUAGGAGAAAAAGGAGGGUAUGGUGAAACAGAGACCAGGAAAUCACGAGGGCUGGGCCUCCGAGAAGGGUGAGGAUACACAGUAGCACGCCUCCAUUCUAACACACGUUGCAGACGCAAGUCGCUGAGGGUUCCACGUGCUCCACCCGUGAGCAGAGGCGCUCAAAUAGGGGACAGAGGGGUACGCUCGCAAGGAGUCAGGAGUCCGAUAUUGCGAGGCUCACGCCUCAGGUCCCACAACCAGUCUGCACACUAAAGCCAAGAGCUUCCGGCGCACCACCAUCCUAUUUAAGGUCACGAGUUCCGCCUUUUUUCCUCCCCUCCCUUCUUUUCCACUCUUUUUCCAUCCUCCUCCUUUUCUCAUCACCGGGUCCUCUCCGCCAGCCGCAUGUAGGGGCGGAACACGGAAUGCUCUCCUUCCAGCCAAUCGUCACCUGACUGCCUCUCUAUUGGUCGAGCCCCUAUAUGCUGUAGCAAAUGGGAUAUGAACUUCAGCAACUACCGUCACGUGCCACCGGCUAGAUGACCAAUGAGGGUGCGAGGUCUGUGUACGCAGGGGAAGGCACGUGCGGAGCUGCACGUGUUUGGGAGGGGGAAGGGGCGGGACCCAGUGGAUGAGACGCGGAGGUGGGGAGCUGAGACCCGUAGAGUGCGUGGAGCUGGAGACAGUCUGCGCUGAGUCGACCGGCACAGUUGCAGGUCCGAUCUUUGGGUACUCAAGGAGCUGCUCUCCAGCCCCUGCUUCUGAACCUAUGGAUUCUCCAUCUAGCGUUUCUUCCUAUUCUUCCUCCUCUGUCCCUUCCUCUUUUUCCACCUCCCCAGGGAACAGUGACUUUGGCUUCCCCUCCGAUAAUGAGGGGGAGGAAAGAGGGGCCCACGGCCCCAGACCAGACACUGUUGGGCAGAGGGGAGGUUCUCGGCCCAGCCCGGGUCCUAUUCGCUACAGGCAACGACCCAAGGUUUCCAGUAAUCAACUUACAGCAUCGCACUCUGAACAGCGGGGCUUGGCUUCUCCUAUGGCGGGAUCUGGGGUCAAAAGAUCACGAGAUCGUGAAUUGGAGACCAGUCGAAACAUCCACAGUUGUACCACAGAAGGGGACCUGCUCUUUGCUCAGAAGUGUAAAGAGCUCCAGGGAUUCAUACGUCCUCUCACAGACCUACUGAAUGGGCUGAAGAUGGGUCGCUUUGAAAGAGGAUUGAGCAGUUUUCAGCAGAGUGUGGCAAUGGACAGGAUCCAGCGUAUCGUUGGUGUUUUGCAGAAGCCACAGAUGGGAGAACGUUAUCUGGGAACCCUGCUGCAGGUAGAAGGAAUGUUAAAGACUUGGUUUCCUCACAUAGCUGCCCAGAAGUCAUCACGGGGUAGUAGCAGGCACCAGCAGACCAAGCAUUUUCCGAGCCACCACAGUUAUCCAGCUGCUUCCUUUCCUGCACAUCCCGUGGAAAAGAUGGACCAGAUGCAUCUAGGACACUUAGUAUUGACACCAAAGCAGCCUUGGCAUCUCACUGAACUGCCACCUAUGAACCUCACUUGGAUCCACACCACUCCAAUUUGCAACCCCCCUCUCAGUUCCCCAGGUACCAUCUCCUUUAGCUGUGGUCCUUCAGGCACCGGAACCAGCAUCGGUGUCAUCCUUUUCCUCCAGCAGAGAGAGCAGCCCUUCACCUACUCAGCCCCAACCACUCCAGUUCCCCCUACUACAGCAUCUCCCAGCAUCCCUGGUUAUCCUAAGAAACUAUCUGGAGAGGGACCUCGUUGCCACAGCUUACCAGUAACUCUGCCAUCAGACUGGAGCCGUACCCUGUCCCCUCGUGAUCUAUCUGGCGUGGCCAGAGAGAUAACUGGGGGACACCUAGAGCAGAUGAGAAGCCAUCCUCCAGUUGCUCCUGAUGUCCAUCCUCUCAACCCCUAGUCUGGGACUUGAGCCUGUAGUUUCUAAUUUGUAUAAAUAUAUGUCCAUACAUAUGUGUCUGUAUUUUACUUUUAAUGUGUGCAUUCGUGUUAAGGGAAGAGAAAUCCUUUCUGAUUAAAGAAAUUUUAUACUUAAA
Phyllostomus hastatus (greater spear-nosed bat) is the source of this 2386-nucleotide messenger RNA. It is a transcript of the gene CIART, whose product is annotated as circadian associated repressor of transcription. Gene Ontology annotation, biological process: circadian regulation of gene expression; negative regulation of DNA-templated transcription. Bases 955 to 2250 code for a protein of 431 amino acids. The record is from RefSeq and is a predicted model, not a curated record. Gene Ontology annotation, cellular component: nucleus. The transcript has 6 exons. Lineage: Eukaryota; Metazoa; Chordata; Mammalia; Chiroptera; Phyllostomidae. Gene Ontology annotation, molecular function: RNA polymerase II cis-regulatory region sequence-specific DNA binding.